This is a messenger RNA of Neomonachus schauinslandi (Hawaiian monk seal), 5003 nucleotides long. It is a transcript of the gene NHS, whose product is annotated as NHS actin remodeling regulator. The coding region runs from base 1 to 4941 and encodes 1646 amino acids. The transcript is spliced from 9 exons. Gene Ontology annotation, biological process: lens development in camera-type eye; cell differentiation. The record is from RefSeq and is a predicted model, not a curated record. NCBI's taxonomy places the organism in Eukaryota, Metazoa, Chordata, Mammalia, Carnivora, Phocidae.
AUGCCUUUCGCCAAGAGGAUCGUGGAGCCGCAGUGGCUGUGCCGGCAGCGGCGCCCGGCGCCCGGCCCGGCGGAGGACGCUAACAGAGGCCCCGCCGAGCCGCCGCCGCCCCUGCAGCCGCCGGGCGGACGGGACGAGGCCGUGGCGCCGGGGCCGGAGGAUCCCACCCGCGCGCCCCCCGCGCCUCCCGGGCCGCCGCCGUUGCCCGCGCCGACCGACCAGGCGCAGCCGCCGCACGGAGAGGCGCCAGCAGCGGGCGAGGAGAGCGCGGCGGGGGUCGCGGAGGCGGCGUCCGCGGCUGGCGAGGCGUCCUCGGCGGCAGCCGCGGCCGUGCUGCUCAUGCUGGACCUGUGCGCGGUCAGCAACGCCGCGCUGGCCCGUGUCCUCCGGCAGCUCUCAGACGUGGCCCGGCACGCGUGCAGCCUCUUCCAGGAGCUCGAGAGCGACAUCCAGCUGACCCACCGCCGCGUCUGGGCGCUGCAGGGCAAGCUCGGCGGCGUGCAGCGCGUCCUCGGCACGCUGGACCCCAAGCAGGAGGCAGUGCCCGUCUCCAGCCUGGACAUUGAGAGUAAACUGAGCGUAUACUACCGUGCCCCAUGGCACCAGCAGAGAAACCUCUUCCUCCCGGCCACAAGGCCGCCCUGCGUGGAGGAGCUGCACCACCAUGCCCGGCAGAGCCUGCAAGCCCUGCGCAGAGAACACCGGAGCCGGAGUGAUCGCCGGGAGCAGAGAGCUACUGUCCCCCUUUCGGUGGCGGCUCCUCCACUGCCAGCCUAUCCCCCAGCUCACAGCCAGAGGAGGCGCGAAGUUAAGGACCGGCACUUCUUAACGUUUAACAGCACCCGUUCGCCCUCCCCCACUGAGUGUUGCCACAUGACCCCAUGGAGUAGAAAGUCCCAUCCCCCGGAGGACGAAGAUACAGAUGUCAUGUUAGGGCAGCGGCCGAAAAACCCAGUACACAAUAUCCCAUCGACGCUGGACAAGCAGACCAACUGGAGCAAAGCACUGCCUCUCCCAACACCAGAGGAGAAGAUGAAACAAGAUGCCCAAGUGAUUUCUUCCUGCAUUAUUCCCAUCAAUGUCACUGGAGUUGGUUUUGACAGAGAGGCUAGUAUACGCUGCUCUCUUGUUCAUUCACAAUCCGUACUACAGCGGAGACGGAAACUGAGGAGGAGGAAAACCAUCUCGGGUAUCCCCAGAAGAGUCCAACAAGAAAUAGAUUCUGAUGAAUCCCCUGUGGCCAGGGAAAGGAAUGUGAUUGUGCACACGAAUCCAAACCCUUCCAACACUGUCAACAGGAGGUCUGGAACCAGGGAUUCAGAGUGCCAAACUGAAGAUAUUCUGAUUGCUGCUCCAUCCAGAAGGAGAAUCAGAGCUCAAAGGGGUCAAAGCAUUGCAGCUUCCCUUUCUCAUUCUGCUGGCAACAUCUCUGCGUUGGCAGACAAAGGCGACAGCAUGUUCACUACUGCAGUGAGCAGCCGUACAAGAUCUCGGAGCCUCCCCCGGGAGGGCAAUAGAGGUGGGGAUGCUGAGCCCAAAGUUGGUGCUAAACCCUCAGCAUAUGAAGAGGGGGAGCCUUUCAUGGGCGACCAAGAAAGAACCCCAAAUGAUUGCAGUGAGGUCCCCAGCAGCCCAAGUGCACAGGAACACCAGCCUGCUUUGGGCCUGGCUUGUUCUCAACAUCUUCACAGCCCUCAGCACAAGUUAAACGAGAGAGGAAGGUCACGUCUGUCCCGAAUGGCUGCUGACUCUGGCAGCUGUGACAUCUCCUCCAACUCAGACACCUUUGGGAGCCCCAUCCACUGCAUCUCCACGGCUGGCGUCCUCCUCAGCAGCCACAUGGACCAAAAAGAUGACCACCAGUCAUCCAGUGGCAACUGGAGUGGGAGCAGCUCCACAUGCCCCUCACAGACCUCAGAGACAAUCCCUCCUGCAGCUUCUCCUCCCCUCACCGGCUCUUCACACUGUGACUCGGAGUUGUCACUCAACACAGCCCCUCAUGCUAAUGAGGAUGCCAAUGUCUUCGUGACAGAGCAGUACAAUGACCACCUGGAUAAAGUGAGAGGCCACCGGGCAAACUCCUUUACCUCCACUGUGGCAGAUCUGCUGGAUGACCCCAACAACAGCAACACCAGUGACAGUGAGUGGAAUUACCUACACCACCAUCACGAUGCCUCCUGCCGCCAGGAUUUUAGUCCUGAGCGCCCCAAGGCAGACAGCCUGGGCUGCCCGAGCUUCACAAGCAUGGCCACUUAUGACAGCUUCCUGGAAAAGUCUCCAUCAGACAAAGCAGACACUAGCUCUCACUUUUCAGUGGACACAGAAGGAUACUACACUUCCAUGCACUUUGACUGUGGUCUCAAAGGCAGUAAGAAUUAUGUCUGUCACUAUGCAGCCCUGGGCCCAGAGAAUGGCCAGGGCAUCGGGGUACCUCCUACUCUUCCGGACUGUGCCUGGCAGGACUACUUAGACCACAGGAGGCAGGGGAGACCUAGCAUCUCUUUCAGGAAACCAAAGGCAAAGCCGACCCCACCUAAACGUAGUUCAUCAUUGAGGAAGUCCGAUGGAAACGCAGACAUUUCUGAGAAGAAAGAACCAAAGAUAAGCAGUGGCCAGCAUCUGCCUCACAGUUCCAGGGAAAUGAAGCUGCCUCUUGAUUUCUCCAACACGCCUUCUCGAAUGGAAACUGCCAACCUUCCCACCAAGCAAGAAUCUGCUUGGAUGAACCAGAGUGAACAUGGUAUUAAGGAACCUCAGUUAGACACUUCAGAUACUCCACCAUUCAAAGAUGAAGGUGCUGAAUCAACUCACUAUGCAGAUCUCUGGCUUCUCAAUGACUUGAAAACAAAUGAUCCUUACAGAUCUUUAUCUAAUUCAAGUACUGCUACGGGUACCACAGUUAUUGAAUGCAUCAAAUCUCCAGAGAGCUCUGAAUCCCAAACAUCCCAGUCAGAAUCAAGAGCCACCACCCCAUCCCUUCCCUCUGUUGACAAUGAGUUUAAACUGGCCUCACCAGAAAAGCUGGCCGGCUUGGCAUCGCCAUCAAGUGGCUACUCGAGCCAGUCUGAAACACCGACCUCCUCUUUCCCUACAGCUUUCUUUUCCGGUCCACUGUCUCCUGGAGGUAGCAAAAGAAAACCGAAAGUCCCAGAAAGGAAAUCCUCACUACAGCAACCCUCUUUAAAAGAUGGAGCUCUUUCACUGAGUAAAGACCUCGAACUUCCAAUUAUACCUCCUACCCAUCUUGACCUAAGUGCUCUUCAUAGUGUCUUGAAUAAACCAUUCCACCACCGUCACCCACUGCAUGUUUUUACUCAUAGUAAGCAGAACCCAGUAGGAGAAACACUGCGGUCGAAUCCUCCACCGUCCCUUGCAAUUACACCGACAGUCCUGAAAUCUGUUAACCUUAGGUCCAUCAGCAAGUCUGAAGAAGUGAAGCAAAAAGAGGGCAACAAUACAGAUCUCCCCUACUUAGAAGACAGCACUCUCACAAUGGCUGCCCUGUCUCCAGGUAAGAUUAAGCCGCAUGUGGCUAAGAAAUCAGUAUCACGUCAGUACUCCACUGAAGACACCAUACUGUCCUUUUUAGACUCCUCUGCAGUUGAGAUGGGACCAGACAAACUCCAGUUAGAGAAAAAACGUACUUUUGAUGUAAAGAAUCAUUGUGACCCAGAAACAGCAACCUCAGCUGGUAACAAUCUUCUAGAUUCAAGUGUCACAAAAGACCAAAAACAUAUGGAGAGCGAGCUUAUUCCGGAGAACACACCAAGUAAAAAUUGUGACUUUCCCACAGAAGGAUUUCAGAGGGUCUCUGUUGCCCGCCCAAAUGAUUUGGAUGGUAAAGUACUACAAUAUGGAGCUGGUCCAGAUGGAGCCCUAGGACAGGUGCAGAAGCCAUCCUCUGCAGAUUGGGAGGAAGCUGCAUACCCUGAGUCUGUGGAUGCGCUCACAGCUCAGUCAAACUCACCAACCAGACCCACAGACAUAAGCAGUCAACUUAAGCAUCAACUUGGGAUGAGCCACCACCAUGACAAAGUGCCUGGGAAUAUCAGCUGUGAAGCAGAGCUAUCAACUGCAAAUUCAUGCCCUGAAAAAUGUUCUGAGCAGGAAAAUAGUGCUUCAGGUAUUUCAGCCCAAAGUGCCUCUGAUAACAGCGGAGCAGAGGAGACCCAAGGAAGUGUGGAUGAGGUUUCACUGAAAGAAUCGUCACCGAGUGAUGACUCUAUGAUUUCGCCACUUAGUGAAGACUCUCAGGCUGAAGCAGAAGGUGUGUUCGUGUCUCCAAACAAACCUCGUACAACUGAGGAUUUGUUUGCAGUCAUUCACAGGUCCAAGAGGAAAGUACUUGGAAGAAAAGAUUCUGGGGAUAUGUCCACUCGAAGCAAAUCGAGGGCUUCUCUUGGCGGCAGCAGCAGCAGCAGCAGCGCCGGUUCUGUCACUCUGCCCAACAGCAAUGUGACCACCCCAAACAGCCAGAGGUCUCCUGGCCUCAUCUACCGAAAUGCCAAAAAGUCCAACACAUCGAACGAAGAGUUUAAACUGUUACUCCUCAAGAAAGGAAGUCGCUCAGAUUCUAGUUACCGCAUGUCUGCUACUGAGAUCCUCAAGAGUCCCAUCCUGCCCAAACCUCCAGGAGAGCUCACCGCUGAGUCCCCACAAAGCACCCAUGAGGCCCAUCAGGGGGCACCUGGGGCCGAGGCAUUGUCCCCACUCUCUCCAUGCUCCCCAAGAGUUAAUGCAGAAGGGUUUUCCUCAAAGAACUUUGCCACCUCAGCAUCGGCAAGGGUUGGCCGUUCGCGAGCGCCCCCUGCGGCCAGCAGCAGUCGCUAUAGCGUCCGCUGCAGGCUGUACAAUGCGCCCAUGCAGGCCAUCUCUGAGGGUGAGACAGAAAAUUCUGAUGGGAGCCCACAUGACGACCGAUCCUCCCAGAGUUCAACAUAGGUGGCCCGGGCCAGGCUGGCUGCCAAAGGCCAAAACCCUUAGUCAUAUGAGGAUGUAGGAAC